AUGAGAUAUCCUGUCGUCUCCCUCACUGCAACACAUUGCCGCGCACGACUCGAGCAACAGCGCCCACAGCCCCGCGUAUACCCAACUCACGCUGCUGGAGACCCUGCACAGCUCGCUUCAGAACCCGUCAUGGACCCACCACCGUCGUCGCGAUCCUCGUUCUCGGACCCUCCCUCCGCACCACAGGGCCCUAUACCCCUCUUUGACGGUCAUCUCCGCUAUCUUACCGACUCCUAUCUUGCUUUUUUCCAAGAAAGGAGACGCAUCGAGGAAACAUACGUCGAAUCACUCAGGAAACUCUAUCGGAAGAUUAAAUCAGUGGAUGCAUCGUUGGAUGACAGAGGGGAAUUGAGCACGAUUCGAAGUGCAUGGGCAGAAGUCGUCGAGAAUGUUGACCGAGAGGCUCAGACGAGACAAGCACUAUGCUCGACAUUAACGUCGGAUGUUAUUAGUCCGUUGGUCACAUUGAAAGAAACCCAAGAGCGUACGCGAAAGAGGAUCAAAGAAGAUCUUAAAGAUUCAGGUGCUGCGUAUAACGAGUACGCAGAGGUCAUGCUGCCAAAGUUAAAGAAUCGAUACACGAAGAAAUAUUCUGAGGUUGAGGAACAAAAGAAGGCUGCUACUGCACCCCCCCUGGUCUCUCCCCAACCAUCUCCUUCCAUGAACCCUGAACAAUAUACACACAACUCCAAGUCGAACCCAUCCAUCCCCUCUCGUCCAACAGUCACUGCCCCACAGCCGUUACGUGCACUCGAUCGACGACCUUCUGGAAGUGUUCCAGGUCGUAAUCGCUCUCCAUCGUCAUCGACGGCCUUCUCGGAUCUCGCACAUCAAGGGAAGAAACAGCUAAAUCAAUUAAUUGGGUUCUUGGAUAAGGGUGGAUCGGUCAAGGACAGUUUAGGAGUACGCGAGAACCAAGCACUUCGGACCGUUCGAGCUAAACGAGAUGCCGAUGAAGCAGAUAAAGAUUACCGAAAGGGCGUUCAUUGGCUCGAAACGCUGAGACUGCGACGCACCAAAAUAUUGGAAAGCGGGUAUAAGAGCCUCGAAAUGUUCGUCGAAGAAGUAUCGACUACAAUGAAGAAAGUGCUGGAGAAGUACAGCGACAACAUGACCGCUACUACCACCACACAAACACAAUUAUCUUCGCAUAUGCGUUCAAUCAUAGAUCGGAUAUCACCAGAGAAGGACAUUUCCAAGCUUAAAACGCAAAUACCCCGUUCACUUGCCUCUGCCAUACCUGAUCCGAUCUUAUACGAACAUGGUUUAGUUGGAGAAUGCAACGAUCUAAUAUUCGGCUUCAGCUUGGUGGACUACGCUACCGCGAAGCAGCUGCCGGAAGGCGCUGUACCCAAGAUUAUCCGUCUUUGUAUCGAAGAAAUCGAUAAGCGCGGCCUCGAAGCUGAAGGAAUAUAUCGAGUUUCUGGACGGCAUGCAGUAGUUCAGGCUCUCCAACAUGAGAUCGAGAAAGAUGAAAAUGCCUUCCAAUUCUCGUCGAAAGAUGACGUAUAUUGUGUCGCGUCCCUCCUAAAACUAUACCUUCGGGAACUACCAGAACCUGUCUUCAAGUUCUCCCUCCAAGAUCGCAUCCAGCACACGGAAGAUAGAGAGGAGCAUCUGUCAAACAACUUCGUGCUUCUGCGCUCGAAGAUUCGCAGACUACCCCCUGUGCAUCAAGCAACGCUGAAGGCUUUACUCGAACAUCUAGCCCGAGUCGUUGCAAAGUGUGAUAAGAAUAAAAUGGACGCCAAAAAUCUUGCUAUAGUCUUUGGAGGCGUGAUUUUCGGCGAUGAUGAGAUGCCAAAAGGAGGUGACCUGCUGAGCGUUCAGACUAUCAAGGAUUCCCUAAUGGAGGACCUCAUUUUAAACGCGCAUAUUCUCUACGACCACGAUCCCAAUUCUCCCCCUUUGCCUCCGACGCCUGCAGGUGAACCAGUGCCAGCAGUUACUUAUGGUUCAAAGAGCACGAAAGUGGCUACUGUCCCUGCUGACGGCGUGGCGUUGCUAUCGCCUCAAGAUUUCGCGCCGAAGCUUCCUGCACGUCCCAACAAUAGCAUACAUCCUUCAUCAAGGGCUAAUGCUCCUCCUCCGAGCAGAUCAAGGACGGCGGAGAAGGCGCUACCAUUGUCGAUCUCGGAGACACCAACGGAGUCAUCACCCUCGCCUUCUCCGACCGACAAAGCCUCGACCGUCGAGUCGACCAUGACGGGGCAAAGGAAUUCGAUCUCGUUCCCUGUCCCGGAGAGCCCACCCACGUCGCCAAAACCGCGUACAACGACGUUGGACGAAACAGCCGGUCAUGUGGGGGGUGCUACGGGCGGUAAAUAG
Messenger RNA from Cyclocybe aegerita, 2328 nucleotides. Lineage: Eukaryota; Fungi; Basidiomycota; Agaricomycetes; Agaricales; Hemipholiotaceae. The record is from the annotation of a GenBank genome assembly.